Cercospora beticola is the source of this 1602-nucleotide messenger RNA. RefSeq lists its product as uncharacterized. Lineage: Eukaryota; Fungi; Ascomycota; Dothideomycetes; Mycosphaerellales; Mycosphaerellaceae. The record is from RefSeq and is a predicted model, not a curated record.
AUGGUACGAGAUGCUGCCUCCACUGCGGGAAAAGUGCCGGCCGGAAAGCGUAGCGUGAUCGUAUUGAAUCCUAUGCGAAGACCGUCAUUGACAACGCGCUCAAAGUUUGAUCCGGAACUAGAGGACAUAGAGGAGCCCCCAGAGAGCGAUGACCCAGCAGUCAUACGAAGGAUCGUACGAAGACAGGCUGCUCUGGCAUCCGCAGGCCGGCGCAAGGCCACCUUAGCAGCGAUACACCAGAAGCGCUCCACGAGAAGACUGCAGCAUCCAGGACACGCUCUCUCAUCGAUACCAUACAGCACGGCGUACGAUGGGUCGACACACCCAUCAGAGGUCCUUCCAAGCCCAGGUGCGCUUGCAAUCGCCAAUGAACGUUUUGACCCCUUCGCGAACCAGGCUGUCGACUUCGAUGCCAUCAAAGACUCCGGUAUGCUCCACUCGCUGUUCAACGUCUUCAUGGCCCAUGUUGCACCAUUGCUGGAUCUAAGAUUGCCAACCCAAGAGGAUCGUAGACUUGGACGUCGCUACUCGUGGCAGAAAGAACUUCCACAGAUGGCGCUUGCCAGCCCGCCGUGCUUUUGGGCGGUGAUGCUCGCUGCAUCAGGUCAGAUGGAUUCUGUGGCAAAUAACAGCCCGGCCAAGUCCAUGUUGACCUUGAAGUUCCGACACAUGACAAUUCGGAGCAUAAACAAACGACUCGAUGCUUCCUCCACGGGGUUUAGAAACGAUUUCGGGCUGCUCAUCGGGAUUGCGAUACUCGGCAGCUGGGAACAUUGGUGGGGUUCACCAGAAGCAUGUCGAGCUCAUUGUGAUGGCCUCCGCAUGUUACGACAACACUUCAAAGAUUCAGAGCAGCCCCACGACCUGUUCGCGCAAGUGAUGACGUUCGCUAAUACCUUUGGCUCUAAAGAUUACACAGAGCCCCAGGAGCCCAAGUACGCACAACCGCUCCCGCAGAUCGUUGAAUCGCGAGUGGACAUGAACAGUGGCUUCGAGUGGACUGCAAGUAGAGUGUAUCUGGACCAGCGGUUGGUGCGCAGUAUAUGCAGCUGUUUGGAGAUUGAGAAGAUGCACUCAGGCACUGAGCGGGCCCAGAUAAUUCGCGAGCUCGCGUCGGUUAUACUGAGCUUCAAUACCAAGCCACGGCUCAAAACCGUCUUCACCGAGAACGACUGGUCUCGUGACCAAGACGGCGAUCGUCUCAACCUCGAAAUGCACAUUAUCCUGCAAGCCGCUGGGGUGAGCCUGCUCAAUUUUCUGGCUGGCAGCGCGAAAGAAGCAGGAACCGAGGACGUCGACGUGAUCGGAAUGUGCGAAGAAGUGUCCGACCUGGGGCGAAGCGUGGUCUGCUUGCCAUUGUAUGACCAAGUCUUGCUCUGGGCGCUCGUCACAGUUCUCGCGCUGAGCCAUCAAGCCCCUGCACAAGGCAUAGAGAUCAUCCGCACGGCAGCACACCGUUUGCAGAUGCAACACUUCGUGCCGAAUGAUCUCGAGACGUACAUGGGAGCCUUCGUGUUUCUCCGGAGCGCUCGCGAUGAUUACUCUCGCUUCUGCACAGCUAUCCAGACAUCGCCCGUUCCGAUCACUGUUCCAGGGUCAUAG